Molecule: messenger RNA, 5827 nt
Organism: Trichechus manatus latirostris (Florida manatee)
Lineage: Eukaryota; Metazoa; Chordata; Mammalia; Sirenia; Trichechidae
Gene: TBC1D1
Product: TBC1 domain family member 1
Exons: 20
Coding region: 1587-4670 (1027 amino acids)
Source: RefSeq, a predicted model, not a curated record
GGAAGCCUUAGAAGUAGUAGUUUUUUCAGCUCUUUUGAGGAAAAUGAUAUUGAGAGCCACCUAAUUAGUGGACACAAUAUUGUGCAGCCGACAGAUAUUGAGGAAAAUCGAACUAUGCUCUUCACGGUAAAAUAAUAUUGAGCCUCGAGCUUGUCCCUGCUCUGCGAUAUAUGUUCAAAAGAAGAUGUGCUUUAUUGAGGGAAGAUUCUUAGUAAAUUGUUUUUGGCAGUUUUGUGUGAAUCCAUAUAUUCUUUUCUCAGGAUAAAAUCCAUACUUCAGUUAUGAUCCUUUAAACUCGUUGUUGUACGCCGUUGAGUUCAUUCCAACUCACAGGGACCCAAUAGGACAGAGUAGGACUGCCCCAUAGGGUUCUAAGGAGUGGCUCGUGGGUUCCAACCGCUGACCUUUUGGUUGGCUGCUGAACGCUUUAACCACUGCACCACCAGGGCUCAAAAAUAUAUGAAAGAGGCCAAAAAAGGGAUUUUUAAAUUGUGUCUUAAUUUCAAGUAAUACAUUUCAACAGAAUCCUUUGGUUGGAAAAUAAGUACUUUCUCUUAACUAUUUUUAUUACUUUAUAAAAUUUUUACUCACUGUUAAUCAGAAUAAUUGUCAGCAUGAUUGGAUGACAUGAUAUUUGAGAUUUAUACCCAAACUGAAAUAUUAGUUUAGCCAAUUGGUUGCUAAAUGCCAGAAGGAUCUUGCCAAAUGCCAGAAAAGGAAUGGACACGGGGAGCUGUCCCUGCUGGAGUUUGGGGUUCCUGUGUUCUAAGCAGAUCUGGGGUUCUUCUGGGUAGGCUUGCCCUCCCUGGGAGCCCCCUGGGUCAGAGUGAAUUAGUCUGAGCUGAUGGGACUCAAAGUGCUGACCCAGAGGUGAACUGGUCUCUGACGGUGUAUGGGACUGGUUGUUCCUUGGCCCCUUCCGUGUCUCUUCUUUGGCUUAAUGCUGACUGACAUUCUUUAGAGAGCAAAAUUAUCUUAAAUGUAAUAUCUUGUUUUUGUACCUAAAUCAGGGCAGUCCGAUAGCUAUGAGAUAAGAAAGUUGACUGCCAAGGUUAAUGCUGUGUGGAUGUAUUCAGGUUUAAAAUAGAGAUAAUGUAUCCUAGGUUAAUAGGGCUGAUUUAUUUCUUCCCCUUUUCAUCAUUGACCUAAUAUAUUGUAGAGUGCUACGUCAGCAUUCAGACUUGUGUUUCAAUCUGAGAUCUGUAUGUUAAAAAAAACUCUCUUGUCACUGGGAAAUCUGCUUAGUUCAUUUAUUUAACAAGUACUUAAUGAGUGACUGCUGUGUGCAGGGUCCUGUACAAUAUGUUAGAAACACAGCAGUGAACAAGACUCCCAACAUGGAAUUUAGAUUUCUGGGAGUCCUGGGGUGGUACAAACAGUUUACAUGCUUGGCUGCUAACUGAAAGAUUGGAGGUUCGAGUCCACCCAGAUGCACUUUGGAAGAAAAGCCUAAUCUCACUUUCAAAAAAUCAGCCAUUGAAAACCCUAUGAAGUGCGCAGUUCUACUCUGACACACGUGGGGUUGUCAUGAUUUGGAGUUGACCCAACGGCAUCUGAUUUUAAGGGAGAGAAAUGUCAGACAAUUGAUGGCACAAGUAAUUUAUCUAAUUACAGUUGUGAUAAACACUACAAAGGAGAAGCAGAGGACGUUGCAAGAACAGCUGGGGCAUCGGGGAAAGCUUCUUCCAGAAAGUGAUUUUGACCGAGCAGAGCGUUGGUUGUGGUCAACUGGGAGUGGGUAUCCUGGGUGCGGGGAACAGCAGAUUGGCCAGUCUGAAGUUUACCUCAUCAGCCCUGACACCAAAAAAAUUGCAUUUGAGAAAAAUUUUAAGGAGAUAUCUUUUUGCUCUCAGGGUAUUAGACACGUGGACCACUUUGGGUUUAUCUGCCGAGAGUCUUCGGGAGGUGGAGGCUUUCAUUUUGUCUGCUAUGUGUUUCAAUGCACAAAUGAAGCUCUGGUUGAUGAGAUUAUGAUGACCCUGAAGCAGGCUUUCACAGUGGCUGCAGUGCAGCAGACUUCUAAGGCCCCCACUCAGCUGUGUGAGGGCUGCCCUGUGCAGGGCCUGCACAAGCUCUGUGAGAGGAUAGAGGGAAUGAAUACUUCCAAAACCAAACUAGAACUCCAGAAACAUCUGACAACAUUAACUAACCAGGAGCAAGCAACUAUUUUUGAGGAAGUUCAGAAAUUGAGACCAAGAAAUGAGCAGCGAGAGAAUGAAUUGAUUAUUUCUUUCUUGAGAUGUUUAUAUGAAGAGAAACAAAAAGAUCAUGUUCAUAUUGGGGAGAUAAAGCAGACAUCACAGGUCGUAGCAGAGAAUAUUGGAAGUGAUUUACCGCCUAGUGCCACUCGAUUUAGGCUAGAUAUGCUGAAAAACAAAGCAAAGAGAUCUUUAACAGAGUCUUUAGAAAGUAUUUUGUCCCGGGGUAAUAAAGCCAAAGGCCUACAGGAACAUUCCCUGAGUGUGGAUCUGGACAGCUCCAUGUCUAGCACGUUAAGUAACACCAGCAAAGAGCCAUCUGUGUGUGAGAAGGAGGCCUUGCCCGUGUCUGAGAACUCCUUCAAGAUGCUCGGCUCCUCGGAUGACCUCUCCAGUGACUCGGAGAGCCGUCUCCUUGAAGAGCCUGCUCAGCUCUCACCCCAGCAGGGCUUCCGAAGGCGAGCCAACACCCUGAGCCAUUUACCCAUGGAAAGUCAGGAGCCUCUGGAACCUGCUGAGGUGUCUCCAGGGGUCUCGCAAAGGAAACUUACGAGGUAUCACUCAGUGAGCACAGAGACACCUCACGAACGAAAUGUGAAUCAUCCAGCUGCUGGCGAGUCUAAAAGUGGCUCAGGUCAGUCUUCAUCUCCUGCUCCUCCACCUCGCCUUAAUCCCUCCGCCUCCUCGCCAAAUUUUUUUAAGUACCUAAAACAUAACUCAAGUGGAGAACAAAGUGGGAAUGCUGUGCCAAAGAGCAUCUCCUACCGUAAUGCCCUGCGGAAAAAACUUCAUUCUUCUUCCUCUGUGCCAAAUUUUCUAAAAUUUCUGGCUCCUGUAGAUGAAAAUAACACCUCUGACUUUAUGAACACGAAAAGGGACUUUGAAACCAAAGCAAACCACCCAGGCGAUGCCAGUGGGACCCCUGUGAAGACACGAAGACAUUCGUGGAGGCAGCAGAUCUUUCUCCGAGUGGCGACCCCACAGAAAGCGUGUGAUUCUCCUAGCAGAUAUGAAGAUUACCCAGAUCUGGGAGAACUCCCCCCACGGUCUCCUUUAGAACCAGUUUGUGAAGAUGGGUCCGCUGGCCCUGUACCAGAGGAAAAGAAAAGGACAUCUCGCGAGCUUCGAGAGCUAUGGCAGAAGGCUAUUCUACAACAGAUACUGCUCCUCAGAAUGGAGAAGGAGAAUCAGAAGCUACAAGCCUCUGAAAAUGAUUUGCUGAACAAGCGUCUGAAGCUUGAUUAUGAAGAAAUCACUCCUUGUCUUAAAGAAGUAACUACAGUGUGGGAAAAGAUGCUAAGCACUCCAGGAAGAUCAAAAAUUAAAUUCGACAUGGAAAAAAUGCAUUCAGCUGUUGGACAAGGUGUACCACGUCAUCACCGGGGUGAAAUCUGGAAAUUCCUAGCAGAGCAAUACCACCUUAGACACCAGUUUCCCAGUAAACAGCAGCCCAAGGACAUGCCAUACAAAGAACUCCUAAAACAGCUGACCUCCCACCAGCAUGCAAUUCUUAUCGACCUUGGACGAACGUUCCCGACACAUCCGUACUUCUCGGCCCAGCUGGGAGCAGGGCAGCUCUCACUGUACAACAUUCUGAAGGCCUACUCGCUUCUAGACCAGGAAGUGGGGUAUUGCCAAGGUCUCAGCUUCAUCGCAGGCAUUUUGCUGCUUCAUAUGAGUGAGGAGGAGGCCUUUAAAAUGCUCAAGUUUCUCAUGUUUGACAUGGGACUGCGGAAACAGUAUCGGCCAGACAUGAUUAUUUUACAGAUCCAGAUGUACCAACUCUCGAGGCUGCUUCACGAUUACCAUAGAGACCUCUACGAUCACCUAGAAGAACAUGAGAUUGGCCCUAGCCUCUAUGCCGCCCCCUGGUUUCUUACCAUGUUUGCCUCCCAGUUUCCGCUGGGAUUUGUAGCCAGAGUCUUUGAUAUGAUCUUUCUUCAGGGAUCAGAAGUCAUAUUUAAAGUGGCAUUAAGUUUGUUGGGAAGCCAUAAGCCCUUGAUUCUGCAGCAUGAAAACCUAGAGACCAUAGUUGACUUUAUAAAAAAUAUAUUACCAAACCUGGGGUUGGUACAAAUGGAAAAGACCAUCAAUCAGGUGUUUGAGAUGGACAUCUCUAAGCAGUUACAAGCUUAUGAAGUUGAGUACCACGUGCUUCAAGAAGAGCUUAUCGAUUCUUCUCCUCUCAGUGACAACCAAAGAAUGGAUAAAUUAGAGAAAACCAACAGCAGCUUACGCAAACAGAACCUUGACCUCCUCGAACAAUUGCAGGUGGCAAAUGGUAGGAUCCAAAGUCUUGAAGCUACAGUUGAGAAGCUUCUGACCAGCGAAAGCAAGCUGAAGCAGGCGACCUUGGCGUUAGAGCUGGAGAGGUCUGCUCUGCUGCAGAUGGUGGAGGAGCUGCGGAGGCAGAUGGCUGAGCUGAGCAGCACAGAGUCAGCCCUCACUCAGCCUGAGCCUGCGGGUGACUGACGGCAGGGGAGAGCGCCUCCCCAGAGGACCCCUCCGGAGGGGAGAUUGCACCAUCACCUCACAGCGUCCAAGCCUUAACGCAGAGAGAGAGGAAAUGCUGGCGGGAGAGAACGAAGCGUGAAGUGUGCUUCUCAGGGAGGAAACUGGCUUUGCCAGCACACAGAUUCUUCUGAACUAAAACUUGUGAUUCAGUGGGGCAAAUGUUCUGUUGUUUUGGUUCUAAUUUGGUCCCCUUCUGGUCCUGAUUACUGUACUCAGUAGAUUUAGAUGGCAUGGACAUGAAUAAAUGCACCUUUAUGUUUCCUUGUUGCUUCCUAUUUUAGUAUCAUCGUGUUUGUAAAGAACAUUCAUAAACCCAAAAACCAAACCAGUUGCCGUCAGGUCGAGUCCAACUCAUGGCGACCCCAUGUGUGCAGAGUAGAACUUCCCAUAAGAUUUUCGUGGCUGAGACUUCCUGGAAGCAUAUCGCCAGAACUGUCUUCCGAGGCACCUCUAGGUGGGUUUGAACAACCAGCCUUUCAGUUAGUAGUGGAGUGCUUAACCAUUUACGCCACCCAGGGACUCUGAAGAACGUGCACACUCCGGUGGAAUUUCAGAAGCCAAAAGGGAUCGAGAUGAGUCCUCUGGAGAAUGUGUGGGUCCCUCAUUCUUCCAAAGAGGGUUUCUGGGACUGUCAGCAUCACUAGCUCUUGUCCAUUCAUGUUACAUACCGAGCCUAAGAUGACCAUUGGGAAGGACUGAAAGUAAUUUGUUUAAAUUGGAUAACUUGAAUUUUAUCACCGUCUUUAGUGUUUAAGGAAAUUUGUCUUUUUAAAAAUAAUAGAGUGUUUUCAUACAUUUUUGCUUAUCCCUUUAGUAUUGUUGAUCAAAAUCACGGUAGAUAAAUUUUUUAUGGGAAAAUCACCGUUUUCUGUAGACUACCAGCUAUUCCUAGCUCGUGGUCUGUAGUUGUAGAGCCUGAUGUUUAUAUCUUUGUUGUAGUUUCAUAUUCAUAUUGCAGAGUUGUGUGUUUAUUUUUGUUUGUUGCAAGAUGUAAUGCAGUCUAGUAGCCCUUGGAAAUCUGAUUCAUUGCCGAAGGAGCAGGGUACAUCAGGAUCUUCAUCGGUGCCAAAAAUGCUGGGACUUUCAAAAAAGAAGGAGACUGAAAUUGCAAUCAG